AUGGAUAUUUCAAACUCCCGGCAACUCCAAAUCCUACAAGGUCUGCUGUUCUUAAUGGUUUAUCUGGGAGCCCUGGCUGGAAAUCUUAUGACUAUUACAGUUAUUGUGACAGAUUCACAUCUUCACUUUCCUAUGUACUUUUUUAUAGGCAAUUUAUCUUUCAUAGAUCUUUGCUAUAUUUCAGUUAGUGUCCCCAAAUCAGUUGUCAAUUCCUUUACAGGUAGAAAAUCAAUCUUACUCGAAGAAUGUGCUGCUCAGAUUUUUAUGUAUAUUUUCUUCGCAUAUACAGAACUUGCUUUUCUUGUUGUGAUGUCUUAUGACCGUUACAUUGCCAUCUGUCAUCCCCUGCACUAUGGGCUCACUGUCACCCCACAGGUGUGUGCACAGGCAGCAGGUGGCUCAUGGACCACUGGAUUGCUGUUUUCUACCAUCCAUACAGUCACCAUGUUCCGGCUUCCCUUCACAAAGUCCAAUGUGAUCCAUCAAUAUUUCUGUGAUGUACCACAAAUUUUGAGGAUAUCAUCUUCAGAUAUUCAGUUUUCUGAAUCUGUGGUCUUAUUUAUAAGUACGGGCAUUGGCUUAGCAUGUUUUGCUUUCAUGUUUAUGUCAUAUAUUAAAAUAUUUUCAAAUGUGCUUCAGAUUCGCAGUGCAGAAGCCCGUAGCAAGGCCUUAUCUACUUGUACCCCACAGUUGAUUAUUCUCCUUUUGUUUAUAGUAUCUGGAAUAAUUGCUGCCUUAAGUCCGACUGCAGAUAAAACAUCUCUAAAAAAUCUUCUGACAGCUAUUUUCUACACCAUGCUGCCACCAUUUAUAAACCCCCUCAUCUACAGUAUGAAGAACAGGGAAAUUAACAGUGCCCUUGGCAGAAUGUACAAAAGAUAUUUUGAAUUCCCAAGAAGGGUGUUACUUGAUUAA
Molecule: messenger RNA, 915 nt
Organism: Chrysochloris asiatica (Cape golden mole)
Lineage: Eukaryota; Metazoa; Chordata; Mammalia; Afrosoricida; Chrysochloridae
Product: olfactory receptor 14I1-like
Exons: 1
Coding region: 1-915 (304 amino acids)
Biological process (GO): G protein-coupled receptor signaling pathway
Cellular component (GO): membrane
Molecular function (GO): G protein-coupled receptor activity; odorant binding; olfactory receptor activity
Source: RefSeq, a predicted model, not a curated record